Molecule: messenger RNA, 1041 nt
Organism: Haemonchus placei
Lineage: Eukaryota; Metazoa; Nematoda; Chromadorea; Rhabditida; Trichostrongylidae
Source: the annotation of a GenBank genome assembly
AUGGCGGCCCGUCCGCUCGUCACCGUUUACAAUGAAAAGUACGAGGCUACGGAAACUCAAAUCAAGCUUCCGUACGUAUUCCGUGCUCCUAUUAGACCGGACGUAGUUAGCUUUAUUCAUGACCAAAUGUUCCGCAACAAGCGCCAAGCCCACGCUGUUUCGACGCUCGCCGGAAAGCAGCACUCCGCCGAGUCAUGGGGAACAGGACGCGCUGUUGCUCGUAUUCCUCGUGUACGUGGUGGUGGUACCCACCGCUCUGGACAAGGAGCUUUCGGUAACAUGUGCCGCGGAGGACACAUGUUCGCUCCACUGAAGGUGUUCCGAAGAUGGCACCGUCACGUUAAUAUCGCUCAGAAGCGUUACGCCAUUUGCUCGGCUAUCGCCGCAUCAGGAAUUCCCGCUCUUGUACAGGCCCGUGGUCACAUCAUCGACAAAGUUGCAGAGGUUCCAUUUGUUGUCAGCGAUAAGAUCGAGUCGUUCCGUAAGACCAAGGAAGCUGUAACCUUCCUUCGACGCUCGCACAUCUGGGAAGAUAUUGAGAAGGUUUACGCUUCGAAACGUACACGUGCUGGAACCGGUAAGAUGAGAAACAAGCUGCACAAGAGAAAGCUGGGCCCAGUUCUUAUUUACGGGCAAGAUGCUGACUGCGCUCGUGCUUUCAGAAAUAUCCCCGGAGUAGACAUUUUGAAUGUAGAGCGUCUCAACCUUCUCAAACUUGCUCCUGGAGGACAUCUUGGCCGCCUCAUUAUCUGGACCGAAUCUGCUUUCAAAAAGCUUGACGCGAUCUAUGGAACCCUCAAGGCUAACUCUUCGGAACAGAAAAAUGGUUGGUCUGUUCCUCUCAACAAGCUCACCAACGCCGAUCUGUCCAGGCUGAUUCGCUCCGAAGAAAUUGUCCGCGCUGUCAGGCCUGUUAAGAAGAACGUGAAGUCGGCAAAGGUGCACAGGAAUCCACUCAAGAAGCACAAUUUGAUGAACAAGUUAAACCCAUAUGCUGCUACAUUCCGCAAGGCAGCAAAGAAGACUGCGGCCAAGAAGUAA